GCUACCUCUUUCUUCUCUCUACUGGUUUCCAAAAUCCGAAGUGAUUUGGGGAAGUAAAGGAGCAAUCUCCCCAAACAGUCGGCCCGAUUUAAGCGGGGAGUGGGAAGCAAAAAAUAAAUUAAAACGAGAAAGAAUGUGGAUUUUAAAAUUGCUGAAGAAAAAAAGGAGGGUAAACCCUGGGUAAAUGAAUAUCAAAUUCCAGUGCGGAGCCCCCUGGCUGGUGACCCCGCCGGUUCGUCCGCCUCGCCGCUGCGCCUCCCGACCCAGCGCCGCUGCCGCCGGUUCCACUCGCCCCCUGCACCGCGGCCUCCUCGCAGCCCGGCUGCCCCAAGCCUCUGCGCUCCUUACCACUAGCGGCCGCUUAAAAUAAGGCUGCUGCAGGGCAGGGAGCAUCCGGACCGACUGAACACCCAAAGAAGCCCAAGCGUACAGAAGGACCCGAGGUCACCUAGCAGCAAGGAGGGUGGGGCAUGGAGCGGAGAGCGGCCCAGACAGAGGUCAUGCUGGGUCCCCUCCAAGGGCAUCCUCAGCCCCAUUCAGAGGCCUCAGGACUGGGGCCACCUCAGCUUAUGGCUCUGAAGCAGUUCCGCAGGAGCCAAGGAGGAAGGGGAAGCUGUUCCAGGACUCCUCCCCUCAGAGGCCUGUCUUCUCCUGCCUCUACUUCCCAGAAGCGCCACCCUGGAGUGCCAGUGACCCCCACAUGCCCAUUGACCGCUCAAUCAGGAUGCAGACAGAGCCUGCCAGAGCCACACACUCAGAAUCCCCGCUCCCAGCUGUGGUCCUUGAAGCCAAAGCUGUCCCUCCUGCCCAUCUCACACCUCGUAUGCCUGCAGAUGAAGAAAGGCCUGGAGUGGUGAUGCAGCCAAAGCAAGACCCAGAGAACAUCAUUUACUAGGCACGUGCAUGGGCAGCCACUGCUUUUCCCAGCAGAGCCUGAGGAAUGACUGUGUGACACUUUCUGGUCGCACACUUUGCAUGACCUCCCUGUGCCUCAGUUUCCCCUUUCUAAAAUGGAGAAAGUAGUACA
Molecule: messenger RNA, 1027 nt
Organism: Zalophus californianus (California sea lion)
Lineage: Eukaryota; Metazoa; Chordata; Mammalia; Carnivora; Otariidae
Exons: 5
Coding region: 471-857 (128 amino acids)
Source: RefSeq, a predicted model, not a curated record